Anopheles stephensi (Asian malaria mosquito) is the source of this 1347-nucleotide messenger RNA. RefSeq names its product SET and MYND domain-containing protein 5 (gene Smyd5). The record is from RefSeq and is a predicted model, not a curated record. Gene Ontology annotation, molecular function: protein binding. Lineage: Eukaryota; Metazoa; Arthropoda; Insecta; Diptera; Culicidae. The transcript has 2 exons. The coding region runs from base 94 to 1266 and encodes 390 amino acids.
AUCUGGCUGCACUGUUCGAACGUCAAAACAGAUCCCGAGACUGACCGCGUGAAACAUUUUGCGCACAUUAUUUCUCCGGUUUGGUGGUAGACGAUGGAUAAAGUAGUAAUUAAGUCAACCGGAGAGAAGGGUCGCGGUUUAUACGCCACCGAACUAAUCCCAGACGGAACGACCAUAUUCGAAGAGAAGCCGCUCGUGUCCUGCCAAUAUUCGUGGAAUGCUGCGUACGGGUAUUUGGCGUGCGAGUACUGUCUUCGUCCGCUGGAAACGGCCGAACGCAACGUACAGCGGCUAACGAAUGAUCCGAAUAUAAUGUUACCGAGGGCAGAAUGCUGCACGGUAGAGGCCAAUCUACUCAACCACACAAGGUGCGCCCAGUGUGGAGUUUUGUACUGCAGCAGCGAAUGCCUCAGUGAGGCUCAACAACGGUACCAUGCUGCAAUUUGCUUGGGCGCUGAGGCGCACAACGAACAGCAUCCGGUAAACGUUUUGGUGGAGUUUUGGAAGAAGAUGCACUAUCCACCAGAAACGUGUGGCAUUAUGCUGUUCGUGAAGAUUGUUGGCAUGUUCCGGCAGGCGGCAGAUCUGGAUGCACUGCAAGCGCAGCUGCAAGAUUUCGUGCACAAAUCCGUGAACGAAGAUCUUCUUAUUUUUCAUAAAAUGCUUGGCGAAAAGUUCACGCUGCAGAUCGAACAACUGUACCGGCUGUUCUGUGACGCCUUUAACGUUGAUUCGGAUGAUCGGCUUCGAUGGUUGACACCCGAUGGUUUCAGAAGCCUAAUUGCGCUGGUGGGAACAAAUGGGCAAGGCAUAGGCACAAGCUCAUUCGGUGACUGGGUAAAGAACGUUGGGGCCGCCAAGAUGGAGGACAAGGAACGGCAGGCAGUGGACGAGCUGAUCGAUGAUUUGUACAGCAAAAUGGAUGACGUCGUCGGAACGUUCCUGAACAAUGAAGGUUCAGCGCUGUACGCUAGGCAGAGUAAAAUUAAUCACAGCUGCUCACCGAACGCCGAAACUGUGUUUCCCAACUCGAAUCACAUACUGGCGCUGCGGGCUACGAGAGACAUACAGCCGGGAGAAGAAAUUUGCAUUUCCUACCUUGACGAGUGCAACGCCCAGCGGUCCCGACAUACCCGACAGAAAAUGCUGAAAGAAUAUUAUCUAUUCGUCUGCCAGUGUGAAAAAUGCGAAAGUCAAAUCAAUGAUCCGGACGAAACAUCCGAGGACGAGGAAGAGGAUGACGAUGAUAUGGACGAUUCUGAUUGAGGCGUUUACCGAGCUGUAUGAUAAUGAAACAAUAUAUUGGCGGCUUGGAAGGAAACAAAUAGAUAAAUGAUCUAUGAUACA